AUGCAAACAAAACCCAAGAGGUCCCAAGAGCGUUCGGGGGCUCCCGGACCCGGAAGUGACGUCAUCGUGGCGGAAGAAGGGAAAGGCGGAGCCGGCGUGGUGACGUCCUCCCAAGAUGGCGGGGAGAGAGUGAAGAAACAGUGUCCCCGGUUGGGUUGCUAUAGAACAAGGGUAAAAAUCCAUUCUGAUACCAAAAUGCAGUAUUCACACCACUGUGAGCACCUUUUAGAGAGACUGAACAAACAACGGGAAGCAGGUUUUCUCUGUGACUGCACCAUAGUGAUUGGGGAAUUCCAGUUUAAAGCUCAUCGGAAUGUGCUGGCCUCGUUUAGUGAGUAUUUCGGGGCAAUCUACAGAAGCACUUCUGAGAACAAUGUCUUUCUUGAUCAGAGUCAGGUGAAGGCGGAUGGAUUCAAGAAGCUGUUGGAGUUUAUAUACACAGGAACUUUAAACCUUGACAGUUGGAAUGUUAAAGAAAUUCAUCAGGCUGCUGACUAUCUCAAAGUGGAAGAGGUGGUCACUAAAUGUAAAAUAAAGAUGGAAGAUUUUGCUUUUAUUGCUAAUCCCUCUUCUACAGAGAUAUCUAGUAUUACUGGAAACAUUGAAUUGAAUCAACAGACUUGUCUUCUUACUCUACGAGAUUAUAACAGUCGGGAGAAAUCAGAAGUGUCUACAGAUUUAGUUCAGACAAAUCCUAAACAAGGGGCUUUAGCAAAGAAGUCAUCUCAAACUAAAAAGAAGAAGAAGUCCUUCAACUCGCAGAAAACAGGGCAGAGUAAAACAGUGCAAUAUCCCAGCAACCUUUUAGAGAAAACAUCUGUUGAAUUAUUUCUAGAUGCAAAUAAAUUGUCCACACCUGUAAUGGAACAGGUUGCACAAAGAAAUGAUAAUUCAGAACUUGAGUUGACAUCAGUUGUGGAAAAUACUUUUCCAGCACAAGAUAUUGUGCAAACUGUUCCAGUGAAACGGAAACGUGGAAAAUCACAGCCAAACUGUGCUCUGAAAGAACACUCUAUGUCCAAUAUAGCUAGUGUCAAGAACUCUUAUGAGCUGGAGAGCUCUGGGGAAGAGCUGGAUCAGAGGUACUCCAAGGCCAAGCCAAUGUGUAACACAUGUGGGAAAGUGUUUUCAGAAGCCAGCAGCUUGAGAAGGCACAUGAGAAUACAUAAAGGAGUCAAACCUUAUGUUUGCCAUUUGUGUGGAAAGGCAUUUACCCAGUGUAACCAGCUGAAAACACAUGUAAGGACUCAUACAGGUGAGAAGCCAUACAAAUGUGAUUUGUGUGAUAAAGGAUUUGCUCAGAAAUGCCAGCUCGUCUUCCAUAGUCGCAUGCAUCAUGGUGAGGAAAAACCCUAUAAAUGUGAUGUAUGCAAUUUACAAUUUGCAACUUCUAGCAAUCUCAAGAUUCAUGCAAGGAAGCAUAGUGGAGAGAAGCCAUAUGUCUGUGAUAGGUGUGGACAGAGGUUUGCCCAAGCCAGCACACUGACCUAUCAUGUUCGUAGGCAUACUGGAGAAAAGCCUUAUGUGUGUGAUACUUGUGGGAAGGCAUUUGCUGUCUCUAGUUCUCUUAUCACUCAUUCUCGAAAACAUACAGGUGAAAAACCAUACAUAUGUGGUAUUUGUGGGAAAAGUUUUAUUUCCUCAGGAGAGCUCAACAAACACUUUCGAUCCCAUACAGGAGAAAGACCAUUUAUCUGCGAAUUAUGUGGAAAUUCUUACACGGAUAUUAAAAAUUUAAAGAAGCACAAAACAAAAGUUCAUUCUGGGGCAGAUAAAAUUCUAGAUACUAGUAUAGAGGAUCAUCCAUUAAGUGAACAAGAUUCCAUACAAAAAAGCCCUUUGUCAGAAACUUUGGAUGUGAAGCCUUCUGAUAUGACUUUGCCACUAGCCCUUCCACUGGGGCCUGAGGACCACCACAUGCUUCUGCCGGUCACAGACAACCAGUCUCUGACAUCAGACACCCUGUUGAGGUCAACUGUGAAUGGGUAUUCAGAACCACAAUUGAUUUUUUUACAACAAUUGUACUGA
Messenger RNA from Pipistrellus nathusii (Nathusius's pipistrelle), 2028 nucleotides. The record is from the annotation of a GenBank genome assembly. NCBI's taxonomy places the organism in Eukaryota, Metazoa, Chordata, Mammalia, Chiroptera, Vespertilionidae.